CCUCUUGGGAGUUGUAGUCUUCGAUCUGGUAAACAGAACACAGCAACUCUGAUGUCUUCCCCCACCGUCCCCCGAAAACCCUCGCCCCACCCGCGAGGGACUAGGGUAAGAGGAGGGGCGUUGCCGUGGUUGGCCUAGAACUCCUAGGCUCAGACGAUCCUCUCGCCUCGGCCUCCCGAGUUAGCUGGGACUACGCGCGUGAGCCACCGCGCCCGGCAUACAGUCUGAAUUAGUCCUUACGCAAAAAGGGAAGAGGGCAGUCCGUAACCUCGCGCAGGACCAAGCUCUCGAGUUCCAGUCUUGGGCUAGCGCGCAGGGCGGAAGGGGCAAGAAGGCGGAUCCGGAAGGCGAAGAUACGUUACGCCGACGCGGGCGUGACCCUGGGCGAGAGGGUUUGGCGCGAAUUCUGAAAGCCGCCGGCGGAGCGCGCCCAGCGACCAGAGACCGAGCCUUAAGGAGAGCGCGGCGCUUCCCGAGGCGUGCAGCUGGGAGUUGAAACUCGUCUGGGUUGUGCGCAGAAGGCUGGGGCAAGCGAGUAGACUUGAAGUGGGGCGUAAGCCGGGGCGUUGGGGUCCGCGCGGGUCAGGCGCGUGUCACCCCCGCGGGGUGAAGUCGGAGCGCGCGGCCCGUUGGAAAGAGCAGCGCUGAGGGCCACGUAAUGGCAAUGCAGAUGCAGCUUGAAGCAAAUGCAGAUACUUCAGUGGAAGAAGAAAGCUUUGGCCCACAACCCAUUUUACGGUUAGAGCAGUGUGGCAUAAAUGCCAACGAUGUGAAGAAAUUGGAAGAAGCUGGAUUCCAUACUGUGGAGGCUGUUGCCUAUGCACCAAAGAAGGAGCUAAUAAAUAUUAAGGGAAUUAGUGAAGCCAAAGCUGAUAAAAUUCUGACAGAGUCUUGCUCUAUUGCCAGGCUGGAGUACAGUGGUGCAAUCUCGGCUCACUGCAACUUCCGCCUCCCAGGUUCAAGCAAUUCUCCUGCCUCAGCCUCCCCAUUAGCUGGGACUACAGGUGGAAUUGAGACUGGAUCUAUCACAGAAAUGUUUGGAGAAUUCCGAACUGGGAAGACCCAGAUCUGUCAUACACUAGCUGUCACCUGCCAGCUUCCCAUUGACCGGGGUGGAGGUGAAGGAAAGGCCAUGUACAUUGACACCGAGGGUACCUUUAGGCCAGAACGACUGCUGGCAGUGGCUGAGAGGUAUGGUCUGUCUGGCAGUGAUGUCCUGGAUAAUGUAGCAUAUGCUCGAGCGUUCAACACAGACCAUCAGACCCAGCUCCUUUAUCAAGCAUCAGCCAUGAUGGUAGAAUCUAGGUAUGCACUGCUUAUUGUAGACAGUGCCACCGCCCUUUACAGAACAGACUACUCGGGUCGAGGUGAGCUUUCAGCCAGGCAGAUGCACUUGGCCAGGUUUCUGCGGAUGCUUCUGCGACUUGCUGAUGAGUUUGGUGUAGCAGUGGUAAUCACUAAUCAGGUGGUAGCCCAAGUGGAUGGAGCAGCCAUGUUUGCUGCUGAUCCCAAAAAACCUAUUGGAGGAAAUAUCAUCGCCCAUGCAUCAACAACCAGAUUGUACCUGAGGAAAGGAAGAGGGGAAACCAGAAUCUGCAAAAUCUACGACUCUCCCUGUCUUCCUGAAGCUGAAGCUAUGUUUGCCAUCAAUGCAGAUGGAGUGGGAGAUGCCAAAGACUGAAUCAUUGGGUUUUUCUCUGUUAAAAACCUUAAGUGCUGCAGCCUAAUGAGAGUAUACUGCUCCCUGGGGUUCUCUACAGGCCUCUUCCUGUUGUGACUACCAGGAAAAGGCUUCCGGGAAAACAGCUAUUGUAUCAGUUUUUCUGAUGGUGUAAACAGGAGACAGGUCAGUAAUCACAAACUAAUCUAAAAUGUUUAUUCCUUCUGUAGUGUAUUAAUCUCUGUGUGUUUUCUUUGGUUUUGGAGGAGGGGUAUGAAGUAUCUUUGACAUGGUGCCUUGGGAAUGACUUGGGUUUAACAAGCUGUGUACUGGAUAAUCUUAGUUUCCAAGAGAACUAAAGCUGGAGAGACGUGACCCUUCUCUCACUUCUGAAUUAAUGGUAAAAUAAAAUGCCUGAGCUAUGUAGCAAAGGGAAUGGGUCUCUGCACAGAUUCUUUUUUUCUGUCAGUAAAACUCUCAAGCAGGUUUUUAAGUUGUCUAUCUGAAUGAUCUUGUGUAAGGUUUUGGUUAUGGAGUCUUGUGCCAAACCUACUGGGCCAUUAGCCCUUCACCGUCUGCCUGCUUGGUCUUUUAUUGCUAAGACUAACUCAAGAUAAUUCUAGAGUCUUAAGCAUUUCAGGCCAGGUGUGGUGUCUUGUGCCUGUAAUCCCAACAUUUUGGGAGGCCGAGGUGGUGGAUCGCUUGAGCCCAGGAGUUUUAAGUCCAGCCUGGCCAACAUGGCGAAACCCCAUCACUACAAAAAUGCCAAACUUAGCUGGACAUGCUGUGGCCCGUGCCUAUAGUCCCAGCUACUUGAUAGCCUGAGGUGGGAGGAUCACUUAAGCCUGGAAGGUGGAGGUUGCAGUGAGUUGAGAUUGUACCACUGUACUCCAGCCUGGGCGACAGAAUGAGACCAUGUUUCAAACAAAAAAGAAAGCAAUCAUUUCAGAGGCUAAGUAAACAGAUUUGAUUGUGAGGCUUCUAAUAAAGUAGUUAUUAGUAGUGAA
This is a messenger RNA of Mandrillus leucophaeus (drill), 2667 nucleotides long. RefSeq names its product RAD51 recombinase (gene RAD51). The record is from RefSeq and is a predicted model, not a curated record. Gene Ontology annotation, molecular function: DNA strand exchange activity; ATP binding; double-stranded DNA binding. Gene Ontology annotation, biological process: mitotic recombination; DNA recombinase assembly; double-strand break repair via homologous recombination. The coding region runs from base 659 to 1681 and encodes 340 amino acids. Lineage: Eukaryota; Metazoa; Chordata; Mammalia; Primates; Cercopithecidae. The transcript has 10 exons. Gene Ontology annotation, cellular component: condensed nuclear chromosome.